AAAGGAUGAGAUGACACAUGUUGUUGUUUAUGACCUUAAUAACCUUACAUGUGUAUUAGUUUAAUGUAAACUAAACAGUUUUUCCUUUAUUGAAAAAUAGGUGGUCCAUUUUUGGACCACCGGUCCUCAAAGGGUUAAAGUGAAUGGUAUCGUGCUAAACAGUGGAUCCGGAGGAACAAACAUUUAGAUGAACAGAAACAUGAAAACGGGACAUAAAAGCUGUAAUGACGCCAACGACACAAUAUCAGAAGAAAUUUUCUACUAUUCUUAACCCGAUGCUAGAAAUAGCAUUUAUUUUCGAUGAAAAUGAACAAUAUAUUUGUAUUUAGCACGCAAAAUUGUGUAGGUGAAGUACGAAGUUUGAAAUAGUUUUGAAAACAGUAGAUUUUCGAGCUUUUUUGUCGCAUACAGAGCUUCAGAUAGAAGUGGCGAUCAGAACAGGGGUUCUUUUUAAACGAAAAGUUUUUCGAGUUUAGAAAAAGACAAUCUCACAGUAAUACACAUUGCAUUAGCGCCGCCACAUUUUCGCAAAUGUUGUUUAUAUAUAACUUACAGCAGAUGCAUCAUUAUAAAAACACAUUGUACUAAUUACCAUGAAAUUCGACUCAAGAUCUUGUUUACUUUUCAGUAGUCCAUUUCCUUGAAGUAAUCGUUUAAAAGUACAUCAUGUUGUUAAUGAAGUUUCCAGAAGAUGUUUCUACGAUGGCAUCCGUUGUCUACCCACGUUGAUGAAUCUUGAAAUAAGAACUUGCAAGAUCUUGUAUCAGGAUAGCGCAAGAUUUCGCAAAGUCUUCUAAGAACUCGUUAUAAGAUAUUGUGCAUUCUUGUGACAAGAUUUGAUAAGAUCUUACAGCAGAAAAUCCAAGAGUGUACAAGGUCUUACAUGAUUCUAUUACACGAUCUUCCAAGAUCAUACUGUAUGAUCUCACUACAAGAUUAUACAAGAAAAUGUCAGAUCUUGCAAGAUGUGUUUCAUCUGGGCAGCAAUCUCAAUAGAAGCCAACGUAUUUAUUUGAGCGUGAUUGACUGGCAUGAAGCUGGAUAAACAACUAAUUAUUAAUGGAUGCCUUCCUGCGAUUAAAGUUGAUCUUCACCAAUUUACUAUUAACCCUAGCGAACGUACUUACGAAGUACUUGGGUUAAGGAAUGAGCUUGUGGACUUGUCCAAGUAAAUUUACAUGAAAAACUUUAGCCAAGUGCUUGUUUCAUUUAUUUUGUAUUUUGUAUGUAUUUUGCAGCCACACUCUACUUUUGUAGAGCAGACACAAGCAUAGGUGUCAAGUUUGUUCAACUUCGAAGAAAUACCUAAAUUUACCUUCUAAGUUUAUAAUGAUUGAUAUUAUGACGUUUAUAUACGACUGGUCGAUGUAAAACAAAAGAGUGAUUGACUCGGCCAAGUACUUCCCAGGUCAGGCAAUCCUACAAGAUAAUAGAACCUACUGAUAAUAGAAUUUCACAGGAUUCCUAUUGCAGGGUCCUAUGAAAUCCUCUGGCAGGAAUUCCGUAGGAUUCUUGGUAUAGGACGGUAGCAAAACUCCUAUAGGAUUUCUAUAAUACGAAUCUUAUGCAUUUCUUUACAAAAUCCUACGGUAAGAUUUUGUGUAGAAUUUUGUAGGAUUUUUUCGUUCUGUAUAUAUUUUCUUUUCUUUUUCUAUACGAGAACACAAUCACCGACGUCUUUUGCAGUAACUCUACUAUAAAUACAACUCUACUGUAGAAAAUUAGAGAAUAAUUAAAUAAAUAAAAAUAAUAAGUCUAUUUUCAUUUAAGUUUCCUGUUACUGUGUGAUGAGCUGUGAUGUACAUGUGACGGUUGCACGUAGUAGGGAAUAACAACACAUUUAUGAUUGAAGGUGAACGGAUUUGGUAUGAAAACAGACAAAACAGGGGGAGGGGUAGCGACAUGCAGCAGCCACAGCAACUAGAAAAUCAGAUCAAAUCCUAUUGUAAGAUUAAAGUAGGAUUCUGUAGGAUCUUGGAAGAUUCUGCAAUAUAUGACUACAGGAUUCCGUAAGAAUCUCACAGUAGGAUUUUUUGACUUUGAGAAUUUCCUAUAAAAUCCUACAAGAUUUUUGUAGGAUCUUACAUGAUCCUAAAGUAGGGUCUUCUAAGAAUCUUGUAGGAUCCUACGGUACGACUGUUUGACCUGAGUUGGUUGAAGCGAAUCAAGUGACGGUACUUGGCGAGUACCUAGACAAGAACGUGACAAGUAAAAAACUGCCAAGUUCUUGUUCAAGUGCUUACUAAGUGAGGAAACUUGUCAGGUAGUUCAGCAAACAAUCAAGCACUUCCAUCGAGUACAUUUACUAGGGAAAGUUGAUAAUGGACUGAGGAUGCUGACAAAUCUAUCAGUAUGUCUCAAAAAGCCGUUUUUGAGAAGCAGACUCGCGAUUCUAGAGUUAUCGAGAUGCUUAAGUAGAUAUCAGGAAUUGAAUUUAUUUGUAAUUGGCUAUUUGCCCAGUUACUUCAUGUCAACAUUGUUGUUCUUGAGGAGUCUAGAGUGCUUGUACUAUGUGUGUGAAUAUCUGUUGCAGAGGGGGCAAGUCAAAGUCGAGACUUGAAGCUUUUCUGAUGAAUUGGGCUUGGGGAUUUUUUUAUCAAGUCUGUUUGAAGUUUAGAACCAAUGUUUUUAGUAUACAUUCCCAACUUAAAUAUUACACUUGCACUAGUGCGCUAUCUUUCGUUCGCUGUUUUCAUUGGCGACGAUCCAUCUUGUUACAUUUUUAGGAAAGUAAAUUAAUAAUAAUUAAUUAAUAAAUCGAUAAUAUAAUUAUCCACAUUUUUGUGUCUCUCAUUUUAACAUCUCUCCGUUGACACACUGAUUUUAUAUUUCAUGUUAUUUUUAAUCGUGCUUCUGUGUGUGUUGUUUGUAAAUGUUGAUGCCAGUGAUAAUUUCUUGGAAUUUGAUGGUUAUAAUUCGAAAAUUUAUGGAUUCGGUCUACGAGCAGAUCUCAAUGUUCCAGCACGUUAUUUUUAUUUGCAAACAUACGACAGACAUGACCAGAAGUAAUUUCUCUUGAGAAGACAUACAUUCACUAGUAUAGUGGUUGUUGUUCUAUUAGUUGUUCUCUCAAACUAUUCAUAUAUUCUGUUAUUCUCAGUUGAGUCAGUUUUAACUAAAAUUUGAGUAAACAACUGUAUAGUAGCGAUACCAUACAACGACAUGAUCCUAUUAGAUAGAAUCGUGCAAUACACUAACAGUUCAUCUAGGUUGAACGAAUCAUCUGGUUCUGAUCUAUUUCAAUUCGAACUAAAACAUGUGAAUGGGAGACAUGUUCAUUGUUAUCGCGAAGUACAAGAUUUAUAUGAUGGAACGUAUUUAUUUCGAUUCCGCUUAUUUGAAUCUGUUAAAGAUCUUCAACUAGAAAUUAAAUACCAGCAACAACAUAUUAAACAAUCACCCUAUAUCAUUCGAGGUUCUGUGUAUUCAGAUGGUUGUUAUUGUCCUGAAACAAAUCUUACAAAAUGGUAUGAAUCAAUGGAUUGUCAAACAUUAUCAACACGACAAUUAAAAGAAGAUUUUAAAGUUUAUAAAAUGAUAGAUAUGAAACAAGUUUUACAAUUAGCUAAAGAGAAAUAUUUCAAACGUUCUGGUACAUAUAGUCUAUGUCAUUAUGUUGUUAAACAAAAUAAAAUAUUUCGUCAAUGUUACGGACAACAUGUUGGAUUUAAAAUGUUUUCAGAUGCAUUGUUAUUAUCAUUAUCAAGAAAGGUUCAGUUACCUAAUAUGGAAUUUUUAAUGAAUUUAGGUGAUUAUCCGUUAACUUCACAUCAUGAUCAAUCUUCUCUUCCAAUUAUGUCAUGGUGUGGAUCGAAUUCAACUCUUGACAUCAUUUUACCAACAUAUGAAAUCACAGAGGCAACGUUACAAAUGAUGUCAAGAACAACAUUGGAUAUAUUUGCAAUGCGAACAGUAAAACAUCCAAAAUGGUCCGAUAAAAUUUCAAAAGGUUUUUUUCGUGGACGUGAUAGUUGUCGGGAACGUUUAGAUUUAGUGUUAUUAAGUCGACAAUAUCCUCAUAUUAUUGAUGCUGGUUUGACACGUAUGUUUUUUUUUCGAAAUGAAAUGCAAAAAUAUGAACCAAUGAGUGAACAAAUACCAAUGCCCAAAUUUUUUGAUUACAAAUAUCAAAUAUCUAUCGAUGGCACUGUGGCUGCUUAUCGUUUUCCUUAUUUACUAACUGGUUCAUCACUUAUACUAAAACAAGAUAGUUCAUACUAUGAACAUUAUUAUGCUGAUUUAAUUCCAUAUAAACAUUAUAUUCCAAUUAGAAAAGAUUUAAGUGAUUUAUUAGAAAAAAUACAAUGGGCGAAAGAAAAUGAUGAAGAAGUUCAACGAAUAAUUAAACAAGCACAACGUUUUAGUCAAAGAUAUUUAUUACCAAAUCAUAUUUUAUGUUAUCAUAUGAAAAUAUUUCAAGAAUACUCCAAACGUCUUCAAUCUUCAAUUGAGAUGUUGCCUGAAAUGGAAUUAGUUCAACAUGGAAAAGACGAAAGUCACAUCAAAAUUGAUCAUUGUCAUUGUCAUAGAACUUAUAAAGAAAAUCAACAACAAGAUGUAUCUCAACAUGUUGAACUUUGA
Messenger RNA from Didymodactylos carnosus, 4581 nucleotides. The record is from the annotation of a GenBank genome assembly. NCBI's taxonomy places the organism in Eukaryota, Metazoa, Rotifera, Eurotatoria, Philodinida, Philodinidae.